CGGUUGACGACGACAUGAGCACGGAUCCCAACUCGUCGGACGACGAGGAGCACCGCCACACCAAGCUCAUUGCGUUGAGCGCCUCCAUUCGCGGUGGUCUCAACCGCGGCAGCUCCUCGCAAGCACUACUCGGCGACAAGGACGGGGACAUGAAGAAGCACGAAGGCCCGUUCGUUCACGAGGACGAAGGAGACGACGCCGACAACAACCUCGCGUCUACGCUCGCCGUAUUCGAGACGAACCAGCCCGACAACUCUACGACCUUGCUCGGCGCGCUCAGUGGAAGCUUUGGAAAGCGUUUGAGCCCUCCCGGUCGGAAUGAGCUCGAACGUUGGCUCGGGCGCUUUGGCCCCGUCUGGGCCGAGGUGUCCACUGCGACGAGCAUCGUGAUGGCAACUGCCACCGUGCUUCUCCUUCCUCUCGAUUUGCCCGUCCCAAGACCCAAGACCGAGCCCUGUGUGGAGCGAGUUGACGACGGCAAGAUUCGACUCUACUGGCCCGUUCCCGACAUCGAGGCGACCGACCUCUUGAAAGAACGCUUGGGGAGCGCCGUGCGUGUCGGCAAGUCACCCGCGGCCAACCCGCUCCCCAAUCGCUUCCCCCUUCGCCUGUUUGUGAGCCUUCCAGGAAAAGCACAGGAGUUCAUCGACGCAGGUCCGCUUGCUCUCGUGGAGCUACCCGUGUCGACCCAGGAGCCGAACACGUUUACGUUGGAGCUCAUCCAUGGCCAGCAACUACCACAGGUCAUCACCGACGCCAUGGUCCAGUAGGACACCGAGACACAACGUUUUGAAUGUAUGCAGUGUUGC
Saprolegnia parasitica CBS 223.65 is the source of this 809-nucleotide messenger RNA. RefSeq lists its product as hypothetical. Bases 15 to 770 code for a protein of 251 amino acids. NCBI's taxonomy places the organism in Eukaryota, Oomycota, Saprolegniomycetes, Saprolegniales, Saprolegniaceae. The record is from RefSeq and is a predicted model, not a curated record. The transcript is spliced from 6 exons.